This is a messenger RNA of Colletotrichum truncatum, 825 nucleotides long. RefSeq lists its product as uncharacterized. NCBI's taxonomy places the organism in Eukaryota, Fungi, Ascomycota, Sordariomycetes, Glomerellales, Glomerellaceae. The record is from RefSeq and is a predicted model, not a curated record.
AUGUGCUACAAGGUCCACACGCACAGAAUGAUAUGCGACAUCCGCCCAACCAUAUCCUCCACCCAGACAGACUACCUUAACCCCUACGAAACGCCCCCAAUCUGCCCAUGCUCCAUCCCGAUCGCACAUUCCUGCCCAUCUCACGGCUGUUGCAGCCUCUCAAGUACACUCUACCGCUGCGCGAGACAGUGUCGUAAGCCGAUGCAUUAUCACAAGUACAUCAACGCUUCAAAAUCCCGCCGUCAAUCGCCAACGUGGCGCCGAAUCCGGGUCUUUGAUCGCAAUCCAGACUUUCGCACCGUUGAGUCCGCGGAAUUCCGGUUUGCCGUGUCUGAAUUACUCGACAUCGGAAGGAUUAUCCUCCAUGCUGAAAGAGAACUGGUAAAAGGGAGAUUGCGGGUUGAAAGGGAACAGCGUAGACAUGAGCGGGCCCAUGGCGCGUGCGCGAGAGUGUUGAAUGAUUGGGAAUGUGCAUGGAGGAGGAGAAUCAGGCGGAUAAAAGCUGAGGUGGACAAUUUGAAGUUGUGCACUGAGGUGUUGGGCGAGUGCUGGGUGAAAUACGUCGGGUUGCUGAGAAGGUAUGAGAGGCUGGGGCAGCGGAGGGUUAGUGGGAUUGUCGAGGAUCGGGAGCGGCGGAGACAUCGGAGUGGGGAUGUAGGUCAGAACCAGGAAAGUAGGCCGUGGAGAAAUGUGCGUAGGGAGAGUUGGGACGCUGGGCAGGAAAGACGAGACUCGAGGGAAAUGAAUGGUAGUGAAGAACGGCGUGGAGGUCGUCAAGAUGUUGAAGGUGCGGAGCGGCGUCGGAGCUGGUGGCGGAUUGUGUGA